Messenger RNA from Phytophthora infestans T30-4, 550 nucleotides. RefSeq lists its product as uncharacterized. The record is from RefSeq and is a predicted model, not a curated record. The transcript has 3 exons. Lineage: Eukaryota; Oomycota; Peronosporomycetes; Peronosporales; Peronosporaceae. The coding region runs from base 91 to 447 and encodes 118 amino acids.
CCCAGGCCGUGCACGUUAGCGGUCUGCACCUCACGACUGGGCACGGUGUUCCUUCACUUCCGAGGACGACGGCAGGCGCCGUCGAGGAUCAUGGAGCUGGGCGUGGUGGAGCUGACAAUCGCGCUUCUGGGUGUCGCAGCGUUGGCACUGCUGGCGCUUUGGAUAUACCGCAUGGUGCAGUAUCGCAAGGCCGUGAGGCGCUCACAAGCUCGCUGGUUGGGCUACGAGCCAGCACCUGUACUCACGGAGGACGAGCUGGGUCUCAACUGGCCCACGCUCAAGCCUAUUCUACUGUCGCCAAUACCCGAAGAGAGACACGAGAGCGGACGUGAGUCGGAGAAUGACUCGAUAAUGUCGGCGCGGAGGGAUUCACUGCGGCUGAGCUCCAUAUCCGUCAUCGCCUACGGGAGCUUUGACCAGCCUGUGGCCAGGACUGCCAAGGUUUAAGCCAGACUAGUGGCUGUAGGAGGGUGCUAAUAAGCGGUGCCGGUGGUCGUGUGGCUCUGCCUCGUCUAAGGGCGACACGGCGUUAACACCCAGUGGUUAACAG